Messenger RNA from Micromonas pusilla CCMP1545, 2665 nucleotides. RefSeq lists its product as uncharacterized. Gene Ontology annotation, cellular component: nucleus; preribosome, large subunit precursor. The record is from RefSeq and is a predicted model, not a curated record. The transcript has a single exon. Gene Ontology annotation, biological process: ribosomal large subunit assembly; ribosomal large subunit export from nucleus. NCBI's taxonomy places the organism in Eukaryota, Viridiplantae, Chlorophyta, Mamiellophyceae, Mamiellales, Mamiellaceae. The annotation marks the transcript as partial.
AUGUUCGAAGACCUGCGGCGGGCGCCGGACGAGCCUUUGGCGUUGAACGACGACGACGGCGAGGAGGGAAAGCCGAUGAAGGAGAAGAGACUCGCGAAGUCGAACGACGACGCCUCGGACGCCUCCGACGACGACGACGACGACGACGCGAAGACCGCGGAGGAGAAGGCUGAGAUCGCCGCCGCGAGGAUCGCCGGCCUCCUCGAGGGCGAGCUCCUCGAGGAAGUCGUCGCCGCGCACCGGAGGGUCCUCGGCGGAUUACGCGGCGCGCCGUCGCCGCCGCCGCCGCCGCCGCCCGGCUCGAACCACGACCCCGCGUCGUCCGCGGCGGCGAAGAAGGACCCGACCGGGUGGUGGGCCGCCGCGGGCGCGCCGCCGCCGCCGCGGAGGUACGGCGAGGCGCUCCUCACGCCGUCGGAGGCGACGCGCGCGGACGCGUUCGCGAGAGCGUACGACGUCGGCGUGGACGUCGCGCGCGCCGUCGGCGUCGGCGCCAUGCCCGACGCGGUGGACGCGGCGACGCGGACGGGGCACGUGCUCCGCCUCGCGCUGGACCACGCGGCGACGUCGCGCCCCGCGAGCAGCGCGGCGGAACCGUUCAUCAACCGCGUCGGGAAGGUCUCGGGGACGCGCGUCAAGACGGAGGACGACGGCGGCGCGAACGCGAACGCGAACGCGAACCCGCUCGCGCUCGGCGUCGCGAACGAGCUCGCCGUGGACGCGUUCGACCCCGUCGCGGACGCCGCCGCGGACGCGCUCGGCGCGGACAUGAACGACGGCGGGUGCGCCGGGGAGAUGGCGCUCGUCGUGCCCCCCGUCGCGGCGUGCGCGCGGCGCGUCGCGUCGCUGCUCGCGGAGUGGCCAGACCACCCGCUGUUGACGCAGCUCGGGGAGAUUUGCGACCGCGUGCUGAAUCUGCCGCUGGACGCGCCGCUGAAGGCGGCGCUGACGGGUCUGGAGCUCUUACUCGCGCGCGCGCAGACGUGGGAGGAGGGCGCGGCGUCGCGCGUGAGCCUGAGGGAGGAGCUCGCGGCGUGCGCGAAGCUCGCGCUGCGGUGGCGUCAACGGGAGCUGCGGACGUGGCCGCGGUUGCUCGCACGCGCGGCGGAGAGGCAGGUCGCGCGCGCGCACCGGACGUGGUUCGCGCUGCACCGGCUGCUCCGGCCGCCGCGCGCUUCGUCUUCGUCGACGAAAAAAUCCAAAUCCAAAUCCAAAUCCGCGACGGACGACGCCGAGGCGUUCACCGACGACGGCGCGCCCGUCGACGCCUCGGGGCUGACCGAGGACGAGCGCGAGGGGCUGAGACAGAUCACGCUCGCGCUCGACGAGUACGUUCAGGGCUCGACGAUCGGCGAGUUCCGCGCGCGUCUGGACCUCUUGUGGCAGUUCCACGCGGACAUGGCGGUGGACGCGCGCGCGGCGGCGGCGGCGGCGGCGGCGGCGGCGGCGGCUGCCGGCGGCGACGCCGCCCUCGGAGCCGACUCGGACGACGACGAUGACGUGGACGACGGUUCGCGUCCCAUGAUCUCGACCGCCGCCGCCGGCGGCGCGCGCGAGCUCGCGCUCUCGAACGUGCUCUACAACACGUGGCGGUACUACGUCCAAUUCGCGCCGACGGUGGCGAAUCGCGUCGAAGCCGCGCGCGCGCCCGCGGCGCAAAAACUCCGCGACCACGCGAAGCUCGCGAAAUGGGAAGACCGCGGCUACCACGCGAUGAAAACCUCCGGCGAGGCGAACCAGCGGAGUCUGCACAAGUUUGUCCGCGCGUUCGACGCGUCGCUCAACGCGCUCGUGUUGCCCGUGUUGCAGGCUGCGAACGGCGGCGUCGGGCUCGGCGAUUUGCCCGGCGAACGCGGCGCGGCGGAGCGCGCGGCGGCGGCGGCGGCGGCGGCGGCGGCGACGCGCGAGGCUCGAAACGUCGCGAUUCUCGCGAAGAACAAGACCGCCGCGGACGCGCGCGAGAAGCACAAGGCGAUGUCCGCGGGCGCGUACCAGGGCGAGACGCCGCUGGAGCGCGCGAAGCGCGAGGGCGUCGAAGAGGCUGACGCGGAGGCGUGGCGGCUGGACGUCGAGGAGCGAUCCAAACGCGCCGUCGCCGACGCGGCGGCGGCGGCCAAGGCCAAGGCUGAGCGCGGCGCGGCGUCGCGGCGCGAGCGCCAGCGCGAUACCGCGCGGCAGGGCUGGCUCGACGCGUCGCGGCGCGCGGCGGAGGACGCCGCGCGCGCGGCCGCGGUCACGGCCGCGACCGCGGACGACGCGACGAGGAGUCGCGACGACGACGACGACGACUACGACGACGCGUCAUCGGAGGCGAUGCUCGCGCCGCUUCGCCUGCGCGACGGCGCGCUGUAUCAGUCGAAACUGGCCCUCCUCGUGAAGCGGUUGGGGUCCGUCCUCGGCGCGUCCCUCCCCGGGGCGCCGCCGUGCCCGAGCGCGGACGACCCGGAAGCGUCCGACGUCGCGGGGACGCACGCGGCCGCGGACGUGGACGCGUUCGCGUCCGCGAUCGCCGCGCGAGCGACGGAGCUCCGCGACGAUAAAAAGGCGAAAAAAGCAGCCAAGAAGAAGGCGCUCACGGACCUCCUCAAGGCGCUGCCGUCGUUCGGGAUCUCCUCCGCGAGGAAAGCGGUCCCGGACGCGCAGCGCGCGCCGUCCGCGUGGUUCC